Culicoides brevitarsis is the source of this 2972-nucleotide messenger RNA. RefSeq names its product AP-1 complex subunit beta-1 (gene AP-1-2beta). Gene Ontology annotation, biological process: intracellular protein transport; vesicle-mediated transport. The coding region runs from base 119 to 2839 and encodes 906 amino acids. Gene Ontology annotation, cellular component: membrane coat; clathrin adaptor complex. Gene Ontology annotation, molecular function: clathrin binding. The record is from RefSeq and is a predicted model, not a curated record. NCBI's taxonomy places the organism in Eukaryota, Metazoa, Arthropoda, Insecta, Diptera, Ceratopogonidae. The transcript has 10 exons.
CGACUUUGUAUCAAAUAGGCAUAAUUCAUACAGUGUUAUUCUCAAUAAAAAAAAUCCCAUAAAAUAAAAACAAUAACUUGGUAUUAAUUAUUAAGAAAUACGUUUGGAGAAAACUAAUAUGACAGAUUCAAAAUAUUUCACCACUACUAAGAAGGGCGAGAUUUUCGAGCUCAAAUCUGAACUUAACAAUGACAAAAAGGAGAAAAAGAAGGAAGCCGUUAAAAAGGUUAUUGCCAGCAUGACUGUUGGAAAAGAUGUUUCGGCCCUCUUUCCGGAUGUUGUGAACUGCAUGCAAACUGAUAAUUUAGAAUUAAAAAAGCUGGUUUACUUAUAUUUGAUGAAUUAUGCAAAAGCUCAGCCUGAUUUGGCAAUUAUGGCAGUUAAUACAUUUGUCAAGGAUUGUGAAGACUCGAAUCCCUUGAUAAGAGCUCUGGCAGUCAGGACUAUGGGUUGCAUUCGUGUGGACAAAAUAACAGAGUAUUUAUGUGAACCACUCAGAAAGUGUUUAAAAGACGAAGAUCCUUACGUUCGUAAGACAGCGGCAGUUUGCGUAGCAAAACUUUAUGACAUCUCCAGCUCAAUGGUGGAAGACCAAGGUUUUUUGGACCAGCUGAAAGAACUUUUAUCCGACUCGAACCCUAUGGUAGUUGCGAAUGCUGUUGCCGCUCUCUCUGAGAUCAACGAAGCCAGCUCAACUGGAUAUCCUCUUAUUGAGAUCAAUUCGGCUAUUAUUAACAAGGUAAAAUAUUCUUUGAACGAAUGCACUGAAUGGGGACAAGUUUUCAUUUUGGAUGCACUUAGUAACUACACUCCAAAUGAAAGAGAAGCACAGUCUAUCUGUGAACGUAUUACACCACGGCUUGCUCAUGCUAAUGCUGCUGUUGUUUUGAGUGCAGUUAAGGUUUUGAUGAAAUUACUUGAAUUUUUAUCUAAUGAUACCGAGUUCUGUUCCACUUUGUCAAAAAAACUAGCUCCCCCUUUGGUAACAUUACUUUCAUCUGAACCAGAAAUUCAAUAUGUUGCUUUAAGAAAUAUCAAUUUGAUUGUACAAAAAAAGCCUGACAUUUUGAAACACGAGAUGAAAGUGUUCUUCGUCAAAUAUAACGAUCCAAUUUACGUAAAAUUAGAAAAACUCGAUAUAAUGAUUCGACUUGCAAGUCAAAACAAUAUUGCGCAAGUUUUGAGUGAAUUAAAGGAAUACGCAACCGAAGUCGAUGUGGACUUCGUCCGAAAAGCCGUAAGAGCUAUUGGUAGAUGUGCUAUUAAGGUCGAACCUUCAGCAGAAAGAUGCGUAUCAACUUUACUGGAUCUUAUACAAACAAAAGUAAAUUAUGUUGUACAAGAAGCUAUUGUCGUUAUCAAGGAUAUCUUUAGAAAAUAUCCAAACAAAUACGAAGGAAUAAUUAGUACUUUAUGUGAAAAUUUGGAUACUUUAGAUGAACCGGAGGCUCGUGCAUCUAUGGUUUGGAUCAUUGGCGAAUAUGCUGAGAGAAUUGAUAAUGCAGAUGAACUUCUAGAUAGUUUCUUGGAGGGAUUCCAUGAUGAAAACUCACAAGUUCAAUUACAAUUGUUGACAGCAGUUGUAAAACUAUUCUUAAAACGACCAGUUGACACACAAGAACUUGUACAACAUGUUUUGUCUUUAGCCACUCAGGAUUCUGACAAUCCUGAUUUACGUGACCGAGGAUUUAUUUAUUGGCGACUUUUGUCAACUGAUCCAGCUGCCGCAAAGGAAGUAGUCCUUGCGGAUAAACCUCUUAUUUCAGAAGAAACUGAUUUACUGGAACCCACUCUAUUAGACGAAUUAAUAUGUCAUAUUAGCUCGCUGGCAAGCGUUUAUCAUAAGCCACCAUCAGCUUUUGUUGAGGGUCGUGGAAUGGGAUUGCGAAAAUCACUGCCAAAUAAGACGGAAGCACCUACGAGCGCAGCUACUGUAAUUCCGAACCAAGAAUCUUUAGUCGGAGACCUUUUGUCAAUGGACAUCAACUCACCUGUUGUCACAAACACCCAACCUAAAGUAGACCUUCUUGGAGGAGGUUACUCUGGAAUCCAAUUAGAUACUCUUUUAACUGGACCGAACGUUGAAAGCAAUAAUAUUCUUGGAGACAUUUUUGGCUUAGAAGUAGUAGCAUCUAGUACCUUUGCUUUGCCUAAAACAGUAUGGCUUCCAGCUGAUAAAGGAAAGGGAUUGGAAAUUUGUGGUACUUUUGUGCGUCGAGGUGGUCAACUUUACAUGGAUAUGACUUUUUCAAAUAAAGCAAUGCAGGUUAUGACAGGUUUUGCCGUUCAGUUAAACAAAAAUAGUUUUGGCUUAACACCUGCUGCACCCCUAAAUGCUCCACCUGUAUUACAGCCCGGUCAGUCAAUCGAUGUAUCACUUCAUUUAGCAACAACUGGUCAAGUUCAAAGGAUGGAACCGCUUAAUAACUUGCAAGUGGCCAUCAAAAAUAACAUUGAUAUAUUUUACUUUGCAUGCUUAGUUCAUGCAAAUGCUCUUUUUACCGAAGAUGGACAACUGGACAAACGAAUAUUCCUUCAGACAUGGAAAGAAAUUCCGUCAGCAAACGAAGUCCAGUUUACCUUAAAAAAUAUUGUCGGUCAAUCUGAUUCUUUAGCUACAAAACUGGCUUCAAAUAAUAUAUUUACAAUAGCAAAGAGGAACGUUGAUGGGCAAGAUAUGCUUUAUCAGUCACUGAAGCUAUCCAACAAUAUUUGGGUCCUCUUAGAGUUAAAGCUUUCCCCAGGUACGAUGGACGCUACAUUAAGUUUAAAAAGCAGAUCUGUUGAGGUAGCACAAAUAAUAUUCACUGCAUAUGAUUCCAUUAUUAGAUCACAUUAAGCACAUACUACUAUAACAUAAAUGUAUUACCUUUCAUAAAUUUAAAUGUUCAAAAAAAUAUUUAAUAAAUAUCUAACAGUAAAACAAACAUUAUAAGCUUAAUAUUUUAUUUUGUGCAACAUUUUAAACUACA